AUGUCUUUUAUUAUAAAAUAUGUUUACGUUGUGGCACUCGCGACAAUACUAAUAUUUCUUAUUACUGUUUAUUUCGCUGAAAACUUCAAAGUUGGACGAAACUUUUUAGAUUCUUCCCCAGUAACACCUCCCGGGUCAAAAUACGCUUCCCUGGACGCGUGUACAUUCAAUUCCAGAAGAACAGGUAACUUGAUGUUUGCACUGGCUGGUCUGCUGUUUGUAGCACAGAACACCCGGCGAAAUCCAAUUCUACCCACAAACAUACCUUACGGAUGGAUGGAUGAUUAUUUUAACACUUCAUCUAUUCAACGUCUCCCAAAUGAAUUUGUCUACGAUGCGAAUAAAACCGUCGUUCUGAAAGAAAGAUUUGGUCCAUUUGUUUACGAUCCAAUUUUCGAAAAUCCUCACAAAAAUUCUACAGUGGAAAGUAAAGAAAUAAUUCUUCUAUGCGGUUAUUUUCAAAAUUAUAAGUAUGUUGAAAAAAUUGAUAAGAAACUGAAAAUGAUUUUCACGUUCUACAAUGAAACUCAGUCGAAAGUACAAAACUUCAUUGAUCAUCAUAAAAAAACAAGCGCUAAAAACCGCUCGAAUGUAGCAACCGUUGGCAUUCAUAUAAGGAGAGGUGAUUUUUUGAUUAAGUUUCAUCGAAAUAGAGGGUUUGCAGUUGUGGAUGAAAAUUUCAUAAAUUCAACAGUAAAUUAUUUUUACAAAUUGUGGACGGCAAAAAAUGUAGAAUUUAUUUUAUAUUUUAUUGCAAGUGAGGAUGAAGCCUGGGUAAAUUCAGUUGUUAAAAAAUUAAACUUUGCUAGGGCGCUAAACAAAGCCGCAUUCGUUUUUUCAACUUCGAAUGGAGGCCCUUUUGACAUGUGUCUCAUCUCAAUGUGUGACGGUGUCAUCACGUCAUCAGGCUCGUUUUCAUGGUGGGCUGGCUGGCUGGCCAACACUACAACCAUUUAUUUUACUGGCUACCCGAGGAAAGGGUCUGCUCUGGGUGAAGGUUUUGACAGGAAGACGUAUCAAAAACCUGACUGGAUAGGAUUUCCUCCAGAAAUUUAA
This is a messenger RNA of Helobdella robusta, 1056 nucleotides long. RefSeq lists its product as hypothetical. Bases 1 to 1056 code for a protein of 351 amino acids. Gene Ontology annotation, cellular component: membrane. NCBI's taxonomy places the organism in Eukaryota, Metazoa, Annelida, Clitellata, Rhynchobdellida, Glossiphoniidae. The record is from RefSeq and is a predicted model, not a curated record. Gene Ontology annotation, molecular function: galactoside 2-alpha-L-fucosyltransferase activity. The transcript has a single exon. Gene Ontology annotation, biological process: carbohydrate metabolic process.